Messenger RNA from Caenorhabditis sp. 36 PRJEB53466, 1504 nucleotides. The record is from the annotation of a GenBank genome assembly. Lineage: Eukaryota; Metazoa; Nematoda; Chromadorea; Rhabditida; Rhabditidae.
AUGGCACGUGUCAAAGCCAUUCAAGCAGAUGAUACGCUUUCGUCUCAUUUCCACGAGUUCACCGGAUUAUGCAAGCGGAUUCAAACAAGGUCGAGGCACUGGAGAUUCUGGGCAAUCUUCGUUGUACAACAAUGAGCGAAGAUGGAAAGAUGACGAUAGUUUCAGUGCUCUUGGAGCCACUGACGAACUGUCAUCAUUUCUUGGAGUAUGCCAAGCAUCGGCGCAAGUUGACGGAACAAUGAAUGAUGUCGUUGAAACAUUAACACGUCUUCAAUGCUGUCUGCAAGAUGUUGGCGCACAUUUGGCGACUCCCCCAAAAAGUUCAUCGGACAGAAAGCAAAGUGUGCUCUAUAAGUGUUUUUCAUAGUCUCUUAUUUUUCAGAAAAGACAGCUUUCGAUGCGGUAAUGGUAGAUUGGAUAAAUGCAGAAAUCGACCGUUAUGGUGAUGACCUUCCAACAAUCAGCCAGUUCAUUCUGUCAGGUGGAGGUCUAACAUCGGCUCAAUUACAGUACUCGAGAGCGGUUUGCCGACGUGCCGAAAGAUCUAUCGUUCCAUUGCUAAGAGAAGAACAGGUGGAUCCAAUGGCAUUAAAAUUUCUCAACAGGUAAAAAAUGCGGUUGAAAAUUAAUUUUGAACUUAGAAGAAAUUCAAAUCAUUGUAAUAACAGGACUUUUGGAACCUGGGCCCGCUGCGCGGGCUGACUCGGGAAUGGAUUGCACUUACCUUGGGCUUUUGGAAUGGGACCCACAUGAUUCGAAAGAGAAUUUCACGGAGAAUCCGAAUCUGCUCUCUAUUUUUGCUAAAGAGUUCCAGUGCAAAAUUCAUUUUUUAACAUGUAAUCUGCAGUUUGGUGCAGAGCGUGUGGGCGCCCGAGCGACGUUGUCACUCGCCCAGUUGCAGUGCCAGUGCUUCGCCAGCCACAGGCAGAUUGCAACGGACUACUGGCGAAGCAAAAAAUGAAUUUUGCACUGGAAUUUCAGAUGCGAUCGCCAGCCAGAGCUCUUUAGCAAUAAUGGAGAGCAGAUUCGGAUUCUCCGUGAAAUUCUCUUUCGAAUCAUAUAGGUCCCAUUAGAAAAGCCCAAGGUAAGUGCAGGCCAUUCCCUAGUGAGCUGACGUUUAUGCCGCGUCCAAAGUUUAAGAAAAGCGUCCAAAGUUCAAGGAAAUCCCAGCAAAAUCCGCGUGAUUUCCGGGUUUUUUUUAAAUUUUGGACGCGGCAUUAAAAGGGGCUUUGCCGCGUGUUUGAUUGUCGGAACAGAUAGUUCACGUGUUCAUUCUUCCUUUUUCUGUCACAAUACGUGUGUUUUUCGAAAUAAGAAAUUUAUAUUUAGUCUGCGGAGUGAUAAGUUAAGUUUGAAAAAUGAAUAUUUUAGAAUGAGUGACCUGUUAUUCGUACUUGGUCGGACGGCAUGCAUGCGCAAUAAGCAGGAGGAGCUUACCUAUCUUCGUCCGGACUCCUUCACUGCCAUGAAAUGGGAACGGAAAUCUCUUCAUGAGAAGAACUGA